CAGAUUUGGAUCUCUCUCUCUCUCUCUCAGGAAACUGCAAGAAAGGACGAAGCUUUCUUGCUAAGCCUUCUUCUUCUUCUUCUUCUUCUUCUUCUUCUUCUUCAUUAUCAACGUCACCAUCUUCUUCUCUGUAAAUCUCACCACGAUCUCUAAGAUCUCUCUGAUUUUCUGGCGAGAGAUUUUCCAGGAAAAUUCAUUUGCUUUAAAUAGCAACUUCAGUCUUCAUCAACUGUGCUCCAUUUUUCACCUCUUCAGUUCGAUUUCUACGGAAUUCCAGAAAUCACCCACCAUGUUCGCGAAUCCGAGAACCGGAAACCGGAGCGGAUUAGGUUUACCGACUCCAAAGUUCCGGAGUGGCCACUUACCCUCCUCCGCAGCCAUCCCUGUCUCCAGAACCCUAGCGACCGAAUCCGACGCCAGUGCAUCUGCUUCCGACAAUGACAUGAGUACAGACUCCGAGGAUGUCUAUGGCGGUGGGCAUUCCCUUGAUUCGUCUCCUCAGGAGAGUAGAGUGUCUAAUGGAGUCGCUCACAGAUACGGUAGAAACUCGUCUUAUUACACGUAUUCUGAUGUUAGCUCUUCGAGGGAGACUUUUGUCGGUGUGACUGGUCGGAGAUUGGAUCGAUUGGAUGGUUAUACGGAGGAAGAAUCUUCAGAUUCCGCUACUAGUUCGCAGUUUUCUCCGCCGGAGACGUCGGUGGCGGCCGGGAAAAUAAACGGGCGUGCGAAUUUCGUUGGCAACCCGGCGAAUGACAGAGCAUCUGCCGAGAAGGAGUGCAGUGAGAAGUUUUCUUCCGAAGAAGAUAACGAUAUUCCAAGUGCGCCUCCGAUUUCGCAGACCACAGAGGAAAUUAAACCAGCAACCUCAAGCAUUCCAGUUUCAGAAGUCAAAACAGGAGAUGAAAUAGAAAGUCGAAAGAUUGGACACCUUACUAGGCCAAGUGCUGCUUCUGAGGCAUCUGGGCCUCCGGAUCAACACCCAGCUCGGCUCCCAACAUUUCACGCAAGUGCUCUUGGGCCGUGGCAUGCUGUGAUUUCCUAUGAUGCAUGUGUUCGGCUUUGUCUUCAUGCUUGGGCGAAGGGUUGCAUGGAGGCUCCCAUGUUUUUGGACAAUGAAUGUUGUCUUCUACGUGAAGCAUUUGGGUUGCAGCAAGUCCUUUUGCAAUCGGAGGAAGAGCUACUUGUAAAGCGGUCUUCAGAAGUUGCUAAUGAGGGAGUUGCACCGAAACCCAAGAAAAACAUUGGCAAGAUGAAGGUGCAAGUACGACGUGUUAAAACCGUAUUGGAUGCACCUACUGGCUGUAGUAUGUCAUCUCUUAACCCAUCAUUGAUAAAGCUUGAGAAAAUCCGGAUUAGCUUCUCCAGUCUACAGACAAGGCUAUGUUCCGGAUGGCGUGCACUAAAGAAGAUCCGUGUGCGUGUACCUGCCAAUGGUUCUUCUCUUUCACGUCAGAGCUUGGCAUAUGUGCAUGCCAGUACACAGUACUUAAAACAAGUUUCUGGCCUCCUGAAAAUUGGCGUGACAAGCUUACGUAAUAAUUCAACCUCUUAUGAUGUUGUGCAAGAAAUAUACUCCUGUAGGUUAAGACUGAAGAGCUCAACUGAAGACGAUGCUGUAAUGAUGCAACCAGGAUCUGGUGAAAGUCAUGUGUUCUUUCCUGACAGUGUUGGAGAUGAUCUAAUUGUCGAAAUCCUUGAUUCGAAGGGGAAGCAUUUCGGGCGUGUGCUUGUCCAACUAGCUAAUGUUUCUGAAGACUCGGCUGAGAAAGUUCGAUGGUGGUCGGUUUUCCGUGAGCCAGAACAUCAACCCGUGGGCAAACUCCAGCUCUACAUAAACUAUUCAGCAAGCUUCGAUGAUAACAGCCAUUUGAAGUGUGGCUCAGUUGCUGAAACAGUUGCAUAUGACUUGGCCCUGGAAGUGGCUAUGAAAAUGCAGCGGUUUCAACAAAGAAACUUGUUGUUACAUGGCUCAUGGAAAUGGCUUUUGGAAGAAUUUGCAUCCUACUAUGGUGUUUCUGAUGUCUACACCAAGCUCAGAUACUUGUCCUAUGUAAUGGAUGUGGCCACACCGACUUCUGACUGUCUCAAUUUGGUGCAUGACUUGUUAAUGCCUGUCAUCAUGAAAGGAAAUGGAAAGAAUGCUUUAAGUCAUCAAGAGAAUCGAAUACUGAGUGAAAUCAAAGACCAGAUCGAGCAGAUUCUUGCGCUAGUCUUCGAGAAUUACAAAUCCCUUGAUGAGUCAUCCUUUUCUGGAAUGAUUGAUGUGUUCAAGCCUGCAACGGGAAUUCUGGCUCCAGCACUUUUACCUGCUGUUAAACUGUAUACUCUACUGCAUGACAUAUUGUCUCCUGAGGCACAAACUACUCUCUCUCAUUACUUUCAGGCGGCAGCAAAGAAGAGAUCUAGAAGGCACUUAACUGAGACAGAUGAGUUUGUUACAAACAACAGUGAACCGAACUUUUGGGACCCUUCUGCAAUGUCGACUGCUUACCAGAAGAUGACUACGGUUUGCAAGAAUGUCAAGAACGAGAUUUUUACCGACAUUGAGAUCCAAAACCAAGAUAUACUUCCCAGCUUUCUUGACCUCCCAAACUUGUCGGCAUCUAUAUAUAGCACCGACCUUUGCAUCAGACUCCGUGCAUUCCUUGUUGCUUGUCCACCAUCCGGCCCUUCACCACCGGUUGCAGAGCUUGUUAUUGCAACUGCCGAUUUUCAGCGGGAUCUCGCCAGCUGGAACAUUAGCCCCAUAAAAGGCGGUGUCGAUGCAAAAGAGUUGUUUCACCUAUAUAUUAUGCUUUGGAUUCAAGAUAAACGCAUUUCCUUGCUCGAACAAUGUAAACUGGAUAAGGUGAAAUGGUGUGGAGUCAGGACACAGCAUUCAACAACUCCAUUUGUGGAUGAAAUGUAUGCUCGGCUUGCGGAAACCAUUAAUGACUACCAAGUUAUCAUCUCCAGAUGGCCGGAGUACAUCUUUGUGCUUGAAAGUGCCAUUGCGGAUGUUGAAAAAGCGAUCGUGGAAGCGUUGGAUAAGCAAUACGCAGAUGUUUUGUCGCCACUCAAAGAGAAUAUAACUCCGAAGAAAUUAAGCUUUAAAUAUGUCCAAAAGCUUACCAAACGAUCGGUGUGUGCCUAUGUUGUCCCCGACGAGCUCGGAAUUCUAUUAAAUUCCAUGAAGAGGAUGCUCGACAUUCUCCGGCCUAACAUAGAGGCUAAAUUUAAAGCUUGGGCAUCGUGCAUUCCUGAGGGCGGCAGUACAGCUCCCGGAGAGCGUCUCUCCGAGGUUACAGUGAUGCUUAGAGCUAAAUUCCGAAGUUAUCUUCAGGCUGUGGUCGAAAAACUUGCGGAAAACACCAAACUGCAGAAAACGACUAUGUUGAAGAAGAUCCUGCAAGACUCGAAAGAAAGCGUUGGGGAAUCGGACAUCAGGGCAAAGAUGCAACCCGUGAGAGAGCAACUCACCAACACGGUGAAUCAUCUACACUCCGUUUGCGAGACGCACGUCUUCAUAUCGUUGUGCCGAGGAUGUUGGGAUCGCAUGGGACAGGUUGUUCUAAGCUUUUUGGAGAACAGGAAAGAGAACAGAGCAUGGUACAAGGGUUCCCGCGUUGCGGUCUCUAUUCUCGACGAUACAUUCGCGUCUCAGAUGCAACGGCUACUAGGAAACGCAUUGCGGGAGCAAGACCUCGAGCCUCCGAGAUCGAUAAUGGAAGUCCGAUCCAUUCUCUGCAAAGACGCGGUGAACAGCAAAGACAAGUCUUUCUACUACUGAGAAAGCAUAGAGAAGAUCAGAUCCUGCAUCGAUCUCGUUGCGCCUGUCGGGGCGAAGAACACGGGAUGACACCCUCGUCAUUCGUGGACAGUUUUCGCGGUUCAGGGAAAAUCGGUCGGGAAUUCUUGAAUCUUGAAAUCUUUAAAGAGCUUUUGAUGUUCAGACAUUACAGUAACUUCUAUAUAGAAAAAACAUGAAUUCGGUUUCUUUUUAUGCAUAUAGAAUUAUAGAUAACAUGAAAUUAUGUUUUACAGUUA
Molecule: messenger RNA, 4026 nt
Organism: Tarenaya hassleriana
Lineage: Eukaryota; Viridiplantae; Streptophyta; Magnoliopsida; Brassicales; Cleomaceae
Exons: 21
Coding region: 290-3769 (1159 amino acids)
Source: RefSeq, a predicted model, not a curated record